AUAGUUUUUUUUACUGUCAGAUAGCUGUCAAUAUUAAUUGGUAUUUGCACAACAAACAAUAGAAAUAAUGCCAGGAGGACAAAAGGGCGAAGGACCAGAGGAUGUUGAUACUAUCGGGAUCUAUGUGGGUAAACGCAAUCCCGAUGGAGAGCGUCACGGAGAAGGCUGGGCAGUCCUCCCGAACGGGGACUACUACACUGGCUGCUACUGCCGCGGCAUGAGGAACGGGAAAGGCUUGUAUGUCUUCAAAAACGCGGCCCGCUAUGAAGGUGAAUGGCGCCGAGCUAUGAAAUACGGGGUGGGCCGUAUGGUGUACCCUGACGGAUCCCGAUACGAGGGAGACUGGAGACACGACCUCAAGCAAGGGUUCGGCGCCUACUACUACCCCAACGGCGAUAUAUACGAAGGAGCCUGGUUCAAAGGCAAACGACACGGACUAGGAACCUACUUCUUUGAGGAGUACCAAAUAAAGUUCAUGGGAACAUGGGUCGAUGGCGUCAUACAAGGCCCCGGACAAAUAAUAUAUCCACGCUAUAGAUACCACGGAUCUUGGCUAAAGGGAAAACCAAAAGGCACGGGAUGCUUCGUGUUUGAUACCAAUUGUAUGCAGCAUGGGUUCUACCUGCUUAUCAAAGAUCCAGCUACGGAAGAGUUCGGUGAAGGCGAGGAAGAAAAAGAAGAAAAGGAUGUCAAGUUGGCUGUUGAGGAAGAAGAGGAAGUUGAGUUUGAUGAGACCAAAGGCAAAAUAGCAACAUGGCGGGCCCGAAACGUCACCGCUUACAUGGCUGAGUUCCUACCACAGGAGCCGGUCCCGCUGCCCGUCCACGACUCCGUGCCUUCCUUGACUGACGAGAGCUGCGUGGAGACAGACGUUCUUCAGUUCGAUAUGCCAUCGGUCAUCCCUGAAGACGAAGGAGGCGACGACAACGACUCCUGGCUGUUGCAUAGGCAACAGUUUUUGGAAGAAUCUGAACAAAAAGAUGCAUGAAUUUAAAAACCUUUCUUUGUCUCACUGUUUCUUAUUUAAAGUUAGAGUCCACAAUGUUUGUAUUUUCUUUUUCACUGCUUUGUUUCAAACUCUUUAAAAAUGUACGAGCGUAAUACGUUUCAGUUCAAAAAUCGUAGGUAUGCUAGGUUUUUCUAUUAAAAUAAAGGCAUUUGUUGAAUGCUA
Molecule: messenger RNA, 1171 nt
Organism: Trichoplusia ni (cabbage looper)
Lineage: Eukaryota; Metazoa; Arthropoda; Insecta; Lepidoptera; Noctuidae
Gene: Rsph1
Product: radial spoke head 1 homolog
Exons: 4
Coding region: 68-988 (306 amino acids)
Biological process (GO): axoneme assembly; spermatid development
Cellular component (GO): nucleus; motile cilium
Source: RefSeq, a predicted model, not a curated record